GAUUAUGAAUGACGGCAGGUGCUGCUGUUUUCCCGGCGCUGCUUCUGUUGUUUUCUUCCCUGCCGCGUGGAGCUGCGAGCGGUCUGCGGGCGAAGACUUCCUAAAGCGACCUCGGGAAACCCGGCUCGGGCGGGGCGGGAAUGCGCUGGCGGCCAGUGUUGACACGCUCACGCACCCUCCCUGCCUGGCCGCGCCUCUGCGACCAGGAUCUCAACGAAGGAAGAGAAUGAAAGGCAUUAAGAAAAGUCUUACAGAGGAAUAUCUGUACUUGGAAUUGUCUCAACAAAUAGGAGGGUACAUCUUUCCUCUUCAUACGUCUGUAACUUUAUUUUUGUUAUCAUACUGUGACUGCAAAAUCUUUAAAGUUUGCUUAGUUCUCACCACAGAAAGCACCGAUGUCUCACUGCUUAGAAGUGUACUGUCCAAGGAUGUUGAAAUACAUAUUACUUCAAGGCAGGAGCUUCCACCAGUAGUCCAGAAUUGCCGUUUACCUGCCGUGGUAGAAAGACCAGACAAUUUCUGUAGAGCAGGACUUGCUGUUGUAUUGAGACACAUAAUCCAGAAAUCAUAUGAAUCAGACCCCUCAAAGAAGGAAAUUUUGGAACUUCUGGGUUUUAAGAAGACCUGCUUGAAAGCCUGUGCUGAAGUUAGUCAGUGGACCAGGCUAUGUGAACUUACCAUCCCUGUAGCUAUUGAGAAUUUUCUCAGAGAAUCUUCUGACCAGCCCCCAACCAUCCCUGCCGAAAUACUAGAGCUCGAGAAAAAGCUGAGUGAGCCCGUUAGAGUGCAUAACGAUGACAAACUCCGGCGGCAAAAGCUGAAGCAACAAAAGGCUGCUGGGUCUGGACCUUCCCUUGCUAAGGAGAAAACAAAGAGCAAGGUGCAUAGACUGGAAACUUCCGAAGCGGUGGACUCUUCAUCCGCGAGCCUGGAACUGCAAGUGGCCUUAUCAAAGCUCCUGGUACAGGAGGAGUCAGCUCCUGCCAAUAGGGAGCCUUCUCACAUCAGAAAAACAAAAGCCUCUGACCUUCCACCUCUGGAGCAUGUGUUUGCAGAAGGCCUUUACUUCACUUUGGCAGAUAUUGUGCUCUUGCCCUGUAUCCAUCACUUUUUGGUAAUUAUCUGCAAGAAACUUCCUGAAAAGCUGGUAGAAUUUCCACUGCUGGCUGCCUGGUACCGGAGGAUUCAGGAAGUGCCAAGAGUUAAAACAGCAGCUUCUCAGUGUGGGAUCCAAUUUCUCCAUUUGCCAGAGUUGCAGACCUCCUCAAAUGAAUGGCAUCCGAACUUAGAUGAGGUCCCAUGUGUAGAAGAGCAAAAUGAUUCUUCAUUUAUAGGAGGACCGAGACCCACUAUGACCAAGUUAAUGGAAAAAGGCAUUGAAGUAAUGUUUUCUCCCCACCCUUGCCCUACUUGGACCCUUGAUUGGAAUACUCUUCCUGCAGCAGUGAGCCCAAAGGAAGGUAAAAUGUCCAGCGAUCGAGCUUUGAGGAAGCAGCAACAGUUAAACAACCUUGUUUAUGUGGUGACAAAUCAGGCCAAACCUGGUGACAGAAUUGUGGAUUUCUGCAGCGGUGGGGGUCAUGUUGGGAUUGUCCUUGCUCACAUGCUGCCAUCGUGCCAGGUUAUAUUAAUAGAAAACAAGGAAUUAUCUCUAAUUCGCGCUAAGAAGAGAAGUGAUGAACUAGGUUUAAGCAACAUUUGGUUCAUUCAAGCAAAUAUGGAGUAUUUUACAGGGAUCUUUAAUAUUGGGGUGGCUUUGCAUGCUUGUGGAGUGGCAACAGACAUGGUGAUUGAGCACUGCAUCAAAACCCGGGCUUCCUUCGUCACGUGCCCUUGCUGUUACGGUUUCAUUCAGAACACCUCCAAGUUUAAGUUUCCAAAAAGUGAACAAUUCAAGAAAACUUUAUCAUACAAGGAACACAUGAUUCUGUGUAGGUUUGCUGAUCAGACAGCUGUCCAGCUUCCACCUCAACGAAGGCUCAUAGGAAAACAGUGCAUGUGCCUGGUGGAUCUGGAUCGAGCAAGAGCUGCAGAAGAACGUGGCUACUCUGUUCAAGUGAUAUCUAUGGAGCCAGAGAGCUGCUCUCCCAAAAAUAACAUGAUUGUGGGAGUCCCCGUUUAAAACGAGAUAUUCGCAUUUGAUGUUUUGCCAUCUAGCUCCCUGAUGAAAGCCCAAUAGCAUUCAGGAGGUCCUUAGCAUAACUGGGAAACAACAUUAGCCAUCUUGAAUCUGUUGUUCUUGGGAAAGAAUACAGCAGGAAAAUCUUGGAGGAAGGCUGCCUGCAAAGCAUCACAAAUGCACUUGUAAUGUGUGAUUAAAGGACUGCUGGUUUUCAUACUGAGCAUCCCCUGAAGUCUCAGCUGCCAGCAGAAUGAUACUCAUGAGAGGAGGUUCCAUCACUGGAAUAACAAUUUCCUUCUCAGUUCACAGCUUUUCUGAUCUUGCCAGUGUGGUGUUCAGCUCAAAACAAUGUACAUGCAGCCUUAUAAUCACUUAGAAAUUCAAAUGAAGACCAAAAGUAGACUCAGUGGGGUUUGUUUGCUUUUUUU
Molecule: messenger RNA, 2550 nt
Organism: Phacochoerus africanus (Common warthog)
Lineage: Eukaryota; Metazoa; Chordata; Mammalia; Artiodactyla; Suidae
Gene: GSTCD
Product: glutathione S-transferase C-terminal domain containing
Exons: 12
Coding region: 5-2122 (705 amino acids)
Source: RefSeq, a predicted model, not a curated record